ACUUGAUAGGGCUCUAGCUUGAUGAACGUGAUUUGGACCGCUGUGUGCAUGUGUGUUUGUGUGCGGGUGUGUGUGUGUGUGUGUGUGUGUGUGUGUGUGUGUGCUACCACCACCAGAGUGGAAUGAUCAUUAAAUCCUUUGGUCAGUAUGUGCCCCUCGGUUGCGUGAUAGUAAGGACACUAGUGAAAGGCUACCCGGUGAAUACCUGUGAACUCACUCGGGCCAAAGCCUCCACCUUCAGUUCAGCCCCGUGGUCGUUGGCUUGUUUCGGCUUUGAGGAGGUCGGUCGCCUUUACUGGAAAUCUGCCCUGGUUGCUAAUUUCUCCUUCCAAACAUGUUCCGGAACCCGUGGAUCUCUGGUUACCAUUUGAGCCUUGAGCAUGAAGGAUUCGACGACAGAGCAUCUCCCAGACUGCGUGCCUCGGCGUCCUUUCCAACGAGAACCUUAAGCUUUCAGAGCGACCUCCUGGUAAUCGAGAGGAGCACGUUGGUCAAGAGUGUUUCCGACAUUGAUCUUUUGGCUGUCCUGCCCAAGGUUUCAGAAUUGAAGAAACAAUUUGAAAAGACCAGAGAGAGUGAUUCUGGAAUGAACAGGAAGGAGAGGGUGGCCCGGCGGCUGGAGGGGUUCGAGGGGGACGCCCCGCCGGCCCUGGUGCCCGGGGGUCCGGUAGCCAAUAGGAUGCUGGAGGAGGACUCCCCACGCUACACGCGCGCAUCAGACCACUGUGAGCCGCGCCUGAAGGUGAGGCGCUACACCCGAGAGGAGAUGGACGCGCCCCAGACGCACGCCGGGUCUCCGGACAGGUCGUCGUCGCGGGUCAGAGUCGGCGGCGGCGGCGGUACCCGCGCCCCGGCGCACACGACAGUCCGCACCGAGCCCGUCUCCGCGUCGUCCGGCGCCUCGUUGGCGGCGGACGCCGGCGGCCUCAGCUCCAAGGCCGAGCGCAUCGCCCGCUACAAAGCCGAGCGGCGGCGGCAGCUCUCGGAGCGCUACGGCAUCCUCCUGGACCAGGAGCCCGACCUGGACUACACGCCGCGCUACCGGUCCCGCCGCGAGGGCCAGCAGGACCCGCCCGGCCCGCAGCCGCCGCCGCCCCCUAGCGCCCGUCGGGACAGAGACAGGGACAGGCAGGCGGUCGGCGAGGACGGGCCGGAGCCCAGGGUACCCUACAGCUCCGGCGUGGGCCGGGUUCACAUGCGCACCCAACCGGAGAAGGACUCCCCAGCCGGUUCCGGCUCCGGCCGCCACGCCCACCCCGCCCAAGCCCCGCCCCCGACACACGAACGGCCCGGCCGGUUCUCGGAGCGGGAGAGGGCCAUGAACACGGAGAACCAGCGGCGGGGGGGCGGAGGAGGGGCCAAGGAGCACGCCGUCGCUGUGGCGUCCAGACCCAGGAGCGAGGGGCAGCACCAGCCGCCGCCCCAGACCUCACAGCAACACCCCCCCCCCCAGCACCAGCACCCCCCGCCGCCCCCGGAGCCCGGCCAGCCCUCCUCCUCCAGCAGGGCGGACUUCAGUGUGGCGGCGGUGCCGAGCUCCCCGCGCAGCGGCCGCCGCAACUCGCUGCCCUCCCCGCGCUACGGCAUCUCCCCCGGAGACCUGUUCAUCGAGCAGCAGGCCCAGAGCAUCCUCAGCAGACAAGGAAUCAGAGCGAGAGAGAGGUUACCACGGGAUGAAGCCGUCCACAGGCCAUCCGAGUGGAGCCCAGACAGCCCCCAGGGGAACCGUCCCCAGCGUCAGGCCGGUGGCGAUGCUCCUCAGUACGCCGUCAAACAGCAGCAGCACUCAGACUACCCAGACUACCAAAGGUCUGCGGCCCCCCGUCCACAUCCGGGCACGGGGCGGCGCGAGUCGGAACCGACCGGCGCCCCUGGCACCGGGCCGCCGGAGGUCCAGCGCCGGAGGAGGGUCAGCGCCGACCAGAUCUACGCCACACACAGGGAGGCCCGCCUGGAGGCCAGACAGGAGGCCCGGCAGGCGCUGAAGGCGGAGCCCCACGCGGCGGGCCUGCUGAAGAGCAGGAAGGCGGUGCUGCCCUCGGAGAUCCGCCGGCGGGAGAGGAGCCAGGACGGGGGGCAGAGCGACGACAGCGAGCCGGAGACGCUGAGUCCCCGGAUGCGGCGGGCGACCAUGUCCGGGGACGACUGGAAGAGGGAGCGGCCUGCGGAGAGAGGCCUGGACCACCGAGUGCGAGGGCCGGUCGCCGCCGGUGAGAGGUCAACCGGAGGUACCCGGCAGGGUCUGGACGGCCAGGAAGGGAGGGCGUCCAGGUGGCCGGAGCCGCAACCCCCGCCUCCCCACGCCACCCCACCACGCCAACAUCCCCAGCAGCAGCAGCAGCCGGAGCAGGUGUACCACAGGGAACCCGUUCGCCAGCAUCAACCGUUUCAGGUGUCGCACGAUCCCCCAAAACGAGAACAGUACGAGCCGCCGUAUGAAGCAGCCUGGAACCGCAGAGAGGGCGACAGGCAGCGGGAACUACAAAGGAGACCUCAAGAGAUCCCUCGGCAACCCCCUCAGGAGGUGCCACGGCAACGGCACCAGCAGAACGAACUGCAACAGCCUCAGGAGUUCCCAGUGGAACGCCACCAAGAGAUCCCACUGCAACAUCCCAGGGAAAUACCGUUGCAGCACCCUCAGGAGCUCCAAAGGAGACCUCGAGAGAUCCCACAGCAACGCCCCCAGGAGACGCCACGGCAACGCCAACAGGAGAUCCCACUGCAACACCCGCAGGAGAUCCCACGGCAACAACUCCAAGAGAUCCCAAUGCCACGGCCCCGGGAGAUACCGCCGCAGCACCUGCAUGAGAUCCAACUGCAACGCCCUCAGGAGAUCCCACGGCAACGCCACCAAGAGAUCCCUUUGCAACACCCUGAGGAGAUCCCACUGCAACGCCACCAGGAGUUGCCACGACAUCACCUCCAGGAGAUCCAACUGCAACACCCUGAGGAGAUCCCACGGCAACGCCACCAGGAGAUCCAACUGCAACACCCCCGGGAAAUACCCCUGCAGCACCUGCAGGAGAUCCCAGGGAAACGGCACCAAGAGAUCCAACUGCAACGGCCUCAGGAGCCCCAGAUCCAGCGCCGGCAGGCCCCCACCCAGGAAGUCCCCCAGGAACACCGGCGAUCAGACCCGGCCGUGUACCUCCAGGACACCUCGUCCGCCAGCAGGCAGUCGAAUAGCAGCAACGGAGGGGGACCCAAGCCUAAAGUCCGCGUCCGCUCCAUGUCGGACGUGGGUAUGGGCCAGCGCCCGGCCAUGUACCGCGCCGCAGAGCGGGCGGCGGCAUGCCGGGAGGUGGCGGCGGCGGGCCGGGAGGUGGCCCUGGCCUCGGCUGCCCUGGGGCUGGCCAACGGGGAGGUGGGAUCCCUGGACACCCGGGUGUCCGUAGCCCGGCUGCGCCACUCCUACCUCGAGAAUGCCAACCGCAAGCCCGAGCUGGAGCCCGCUAAAGUAGAGCCGUCGGCGGUGGAAGUGGCGCCGGCUCACGGCGGUGGAGCGGAGUGGGACAGUGGCGCCCGGAGGACCCGCCGCUACAUCACCCCGGGGCAGGACAGCCGCGUGUCCGAGCGCUUCCGGACUCAGCCCAUCACCUCCGCAGAGCGCAUGGAGUCCCAUAGGUCUCGCAUGAGUCCACCCCAGCAUCAGGAGGCCGAUGCCACAGAUGAGCAGACGCUAGACGAGAGAGCCAAGAUGAGCGUGGCGGCCAAGAGAUCCCUCUUCAGGGAGCUGGAGAGGGCGUCAGACGGCGGCGUUCCCACGCCUCGCUCCCGUAACGUGGCGGUGGAGCGCCGCCUCCGUCGGGUGCAGGACCGAUCCCACACCCAGCCCGUCACCAGCCAGGAGGUGGACACCGCCACCACGGACACCGAUGUGACAUCACAUCCUGUCGUCGUUCACACUGCGGCCCGAAACUCUAGCCCAACUUUAGUCAAAACCACCACGACCAGCUUCAGCACCCAGAGCACCCCCCUGCUCCAGGAGCGCACCCAGGGCCAGGAGAAGGAGAACCCGGACCCCCGGGAGCCCCAGCGAGGCCAACCCCCUCCCACAGGGGGAGGGGGGGACCAGGGGGGGAAGGGCCAGGGGGUCCCGUCCUCGGACGAACCCGACCUGUCCAGCCUGAGCCUGGCGGAGAAGAUGGCCCUGUUUAACCGCCUCUCGGGCCCCCAGAAGGCCCACGAGGAGCAGGUGGAGGAGGCCGGCACCGGGGCCGGGGCUGGGGGUAGGGUGGGGGACACCCGACUGCGCAGGGCCAACGCCCGCUUUCAGACCCAGCCCAUCACCCAGGGGGAGGUGGACCAGGAGGCUGAGCCGACGGGUACCCCCGCGGUAUCGAGCGGCGGCAAUCAGGGAGGACACGUAAGCUCGACCCAGCUGCAUAUCACGUGUUACUGUCGCCACUCCAUGUGUUUGUGGCAGUCUGGCAGCCUCUGUGGUGUCCUGCUUUGUGAGCCGGUGACCCGUGGUCUUUUGCUGCAGCUUGUCCUAGCUGAAGGCUCAGUGGACAUGGCUACCCCAACCCUCCCUCUUUAUGUGACCUACUCUUUCCUUUUACCCCCCCCCCCCCCCCCCCCCCCUCCCCUACAGGAGGAAUCCGUGGUCAUUCAGGACUACUCUGCUGUGUCUAUGUCCCAACAGCUAUGGGAGCCUGUCUUCUCCUCCACCUAUUCUCCCAACCUCUCCCUGGGACAGAAGUGUCUGUAUGUCGACCGCGCCGCGCAGCGGAUGGGCGAGGAGAUCGUGGAGUCCCAGAUGAGCAUCGAGGAGCGGAAGCAGAUGAUAUCCACCCGCGAGGACGCCUGGAAGAGCCGAGGUUGGGGCGCGGCCAACGACUCCAGCCAGUACACCGUGGCCGCGCGCAUGGUGAAGAAAGGGCUGGCCGCCUCCUCCUCGGUCAUCAGCCCUAUCCUGUCACCAGUGGCGGGAAGGUUCAAGAACAGCAGCCCUGCUGUCAGCAAGCCCCAGGAGGACAUCGAGGCCAAACCAGACAUGGAGUCAGACAAGAAGCUAGACAAGCUGGAAACCUUCUUGGGGCGUCUGAAUAGCAAAGUGGCGGACCUGCAGGAGACCACCCUGACGGUCACCGAGAGGGCCGUGAAGGAGGUGAUGAAGCUCGACGACGAGAUCUUCUCCAAGUUCUACCGCCACGUGGUGGACCUUCCCCGCAUGCCCACGCGGAUCGAGGACGACUUCGACGCCAUCUUCGGCUGCCAGGGUCCCAAGCUGACCUCGGCCAUGGUGCAGCACAAGCGCUCGGUGCGCCCGUCCCGUAACGUGCAGUCCUCCAGGAACCCGGUGAAGAUGCUGGCGGCGCGCCAGGACAUCCGGCACGAGUACACGGAGCAGCGGCUCAACAUCGGCCUGCUGGAGAGCAAGAGGAUCACCGCCGAGAAGAUCAGCAAGACGUCAGAGUACUCGGAGGCGGCGCUGGCUGGCCUGGCCUCCAAGGAGAACUUCAGCGGGGUCAGCCUGCGCAGCGUCAACAUCACCCAGCAGAUGUCCAACAACAGCGCCGCGCCCUACAAGAACCUCAUGCUCAUGCAGGUCAAAGGACGUCGCCACGUUCAGACCAGGCUAGUGGAGCCCAGAGCGUCGUCCCUGAACAGUGGCGACUGCUUCCUGCUGGUCACGCCGGACCAUUGUUUCCUCUGGAUCGGGGAGUUCUCCAACGUCAUCGAGAAAGCCAAGGCAGCGGACCUGGCCACCUACAUCCAGACCAAGAGAGACGUGGGCUGCAGGGCCCUCCAGGUCCAGACCGUCGAGGAGGCCGUGAACCCGCAGGGCCCCGUGGCUCAGGAGUUCUGGGCCGUGCUGGGCGGACAGGCCGCCUACCGACCGGCCGGACCAGCAGACGAGGACGAGCACUUUGAGAACGGCAUCGUGGAGACCAACUGCAUCUUCCGCCUGCUGGACGACAAGCUGGUCCCGGACGACGAGGAGUGGGGCAAGGUCCCGAGCUGCACCCUGCUGGAGGCCAAGGAGGUGCUGGUGUUUGACUUUGGCAGCGAGGUGUACGUGUGGCACGGCAAGGAGGUGACCCUGGCCCAGAGGAAGGUGGCCUUCCAGCUGGCCAAGCACCUGUGGAACGGCACCUUCGACUACACCUGCUGCGACAUCAACCCACUGGACCCCGGCGGCUGCAACACGCUCAUACCCAGGAAAGGCCAAGGCCGUCCCGACUGGGCCAUCUUCGGCCGGCUAACGGAGCACAACGAGACCAUCUUGUUCAAGGAGAAGUUCCUGGACUGGAGCGAGACCAAGACCCAGGCCCCGAAGGGCGGCGAGGAGCGGCCCACCGAGCAGAAGGACUCCCCGCCGCCGCCCGGUAAAGGGGAGUGCCGGCCGUACGACGCCGGCCUCAUGCUGCCCGUCCUGCAGACGCCCGUCUCCACCGUGCUGGACGGGGGGGACGUGGGCCGGGGCCACGGCCCCGUGGGGGACCGCGAGGACCGCCUGCGCACCCUGGAGGUCAGCACGGUGGGCGUGGAGGUCUGGCACAUCCUGGAGUUCGACUACAGCCGCCUGCCGCGCCUGAGCAUCGGCCAGUUCCACGAGGGCGACGCCUACGUGGUCAAGUGGAAGUACAUGGUCAGCGCCACAGUGGGCCGGCGGCAGAACCCGGAGGCGCGGAGCUCGGGGCCCGGGAAGGAGAAGUGCUGCUACUUCUUCUGGCAGGGCCGCCACUCCACGGCCAGCGAGAAGGGGACGUCGGCGCUGAUGACGGUGGAGCUGGACGAGGAGCGGGGCGCCCAGGUUCCAGUGCAGCAGGGUAAAGAGCCCCCCUGUUUCCUGCAGUGCUUCAACGGUGGGAUGAUCGUCCACGCCGGCAAGAGAGAGGAGGAGGAGGAGAACACUCUGAGCGACUGGCGUCUGUACUGCGUGCGGGGCGAGGUCCCGGUGGAGGGCCACCUGCUGGAGGUGGCGUGUCACUGCACCAGCCUGCGCUCCCGGGCCUCCAUGAUCCUGCUCAACGUGCGCAAGGCCGUGCUCUACCUGUGGCAUGGCUGCAAGGCCCCGGCACACGUCUGCGCCGUGGGCAAGACGGCCGCGCGCAAGAUCAAGGAGCAGUGUCCUCUGGAGGCGGGGCUCCACAGCAGCAGCAACGUCACCAUCCACGAGUGUGACGAGGGGGCGGAGCCAGCCGGCUUCUGGGAGGCCCUAGGCCAGAAGGACAGGAAGGGCUACGACUGCAUGCUGCAAGACCCGGGCAAAUUCAACUUCACCCCCAGGCUCUACCAGAUGAGCAGCACGUCCGGGGAGUUCGUGGCCAACGAGCUGUCCCACCCGUCCCAGGCCCCAGACCUGGUCAGCUCCCUGCCCUUCCUCCAGGAGGACCUGUACAACGCAGCCCAGCCCGCUCUGUUCAUGGUGGAUAACUUCCACGAGGUGUACCUGUGGCAGGGUUGGUGGCCCCAGGACAGCGGGGUGCCCGGCUCCGCCCGCAUGCGCUGGGACACGGACAGGAAGUGCACCAUGGAGACCGUGCUGCAGUACUGCAAGGAGAAGAAUGAGAAGAAGCCCAUCAAGUCGUACCUGAUCCACGGCGGUCUGGAGCCACUCACCUUCACCAACAUGUUCCCCAGCUGGGAGCACCGCGAGGACAUCGCCGAGAUCACAGAGAGGGAAGCGGAGGUGUGUAGUCAGAUCAUCCUGGUGGAGGACGUCCUGGCCCGGCUGAGCCAGAACGCCUACUCCCUGUCCCAGCUGCUGGCCCGGCCGCUGCCCGAGGGCGUGGACCCCCUGCGCCUGGAGAUCUACCUCUCGGACCAGGACUUUGAGAAAGGGUUGGACAUGAAGAGGGAAGAAUACGAAGGUCUACCAGGGUGGAAGCAAGUGAACUUGAAGAAGGCGAAGGGACUGUUUUAAAAAGGAAGACGCACGCGGCGGCGCUGCGGUGGGACGUGGACAGAGGGUGAAAGGUCAAAGACGAAGGAGAAAGAGCGAGGCUUUUAGUUGAGCGGCCGGUGACCUCUGCGUCAAGGACGACGGAUUGCAGCCUUGCACACUGAUGAUGUAAUGAAAUGGUUGUAAAGGGUGAAUACCAAAACAAACACACAAAAAAAAGACUUGUUUGCUAAUACAUUGUACAUGGUUCUACUCCUGGUCUCUUGCACUUAACUUCCCGCUCAUGACGUGGACAACAUGCGCUUUUCACACACACACACACACACACACACACACACACACACACACACACGCACGCACAAUGUGUGCGAUAGUUAUUUUCUUUUCUUGGGAUGUGUGCGUGUGUGCUUGCGUCCGUUUAUGGGUGUUUGCGUGUAUGUUUGUGACUGCGUACUUUUUUUUUAUAGGUGUAUACAAAUGUUUGCGUGUAUGUCUGUUAGGGUUAACUAUGAGUAUGUAUGCGGGUCGGGACGGAGGGUUUUUUGUGUUCUAGGUGUGCUUGUGUGUAUAUGUUAAUUUGUGUCUCCGUAAGAGCAAAACUAGGACUGGUGGGGGCGGAGGGGCGGGGGGGGGUCACAAUGUGUAUGUAUUUUCUGAUGGUGUUCCCGUCAAUGCAGAUGAGAGCCAAAAGAGCUGGCCUGAAUAGACUCGCUCGCUCGCUCUUCACUGUUAGCUUGACUUAUCGUUAACCAGCAUCAAGGAAAAGCUACGGGGGAAAAAAAGGAACCGGAUUUAUUUUAAUGUAUAGUGCCUUGCUUUGUGUACAGUUUAUAUACAAGAAUUAUAGUCUGUAUUUCGAAAGACUCCCUUUGUGAUAUAAGGUUUAGUGGAAUAAAUCAUGGGGCUGACCGAAUCAAUCAAACCACCUAAGUUCACUUGUCUGUUUCUACUGUCUCAUGUGACCCAUGGCGUGUUGAGUCAGUCUACCUGAAGACUCCUGAAACACCUUCUUCGUCUUAGUGAUGAACCACAAAAAACAAUUGUGAAUAUGCAAUUAUGCAAAAAAUGAAAAGAAUAGUAAUUGGUUUUACAUUUGAAGAUAAGUCACUUGGAACUUUAUUAAAUCCAUGGUUGAGGUAUACAGUAUACAAUACAGUAUACAGCAUGCUACCAUUACUUUUUUGUUCAAUAGGUAGUGCUAAGUGACCACAGUUUUAGUCUGGAUGUCCUAAAGUGCAGCCUGCCGGAAAAGUGAGAGUCUCAAGGGUGGUAACAUGGUGCGUGCUUCUGUUAAAUCAAAGUAAGUAUUUUUGUUCUUCGAUCCAUUAGCUCGUAGCGUAUCACUUUAUCCCUCUAUAAUGUGUCACGAACGGCAGUUCAUUUCGGAAUUAAAAUAUAUAUAUUUCUCUAAAAAGUAAAUGGGAAAUAAAAUGCAUUACUCGGAAAGCUACCACUAGAUGGCGUAGUCGCUACAUUCGCUCCCCAUUGCGACAUACCAGGAAAGAGGUAAUGGUAUAUUAGUUAGCGGUAUUUGGGCCAGUCUCUUCCUCUACUACUGCAAUCGGCUAUCCCCGAUAACGCCAUGUAAAAUCCGACAUGGAGGAAAAAAAACGUCUUAGAACUGCUUUCUAAUAUUUUAUUGUGAUGGGAGUGAUAAAAAAACAGCCCAAAAAUAAACAAUACAAAAAAAAGACAGUGAGUGUACAAAGUUUCUUUAGGGCAAAACGUAAAUGUAGCCUUUGACCAAAACGUUAACAAUGGAACAAAGUUGGCACAGAGCAGGGACAUUUAAAAAAAGGUGAGUUGGGAAAGAGGGUUAAUCUAAAUUUGGCUUUGAUAAAAACAAGUGGGAGCAACAGGUAACAUACAUGUUCAGCACAACACCCUUCAUAACAACGGCAAAGACUCAUGCGUUAGUCAAAUCACAGAGCUGUAGGAUUCAGUAGCUUUGUAACAAUGCGAGGAUCGGACCCGGACAGGGCCAGCAAGCGGAUGCACAUGUAACAUCUUCAUUCCCGUGGCUUUACUUCGUUCUUCGUCUUCGUCAUUUUCUUUAUUUUUUUUAUAGCUUAAAACAAGGUAUGCUUACAUAAUACAUUCUGUUGGAUUGUAACAAACGUUAGUCCCCCCAGAACAACAAUUUUGGGAUUUGUUUUUGUUUUUUUUCAGUUUGCUUUCUUCAGAUUAUUUUUUCAUAGUAAAAUAUAUUAUUGUAUCAAUCAAACUACAGUAUUGUACACUACAAUGUGUAAUAAAUAACCAUAAAAGAAAAUAUAAAAAUAAGACACAUAAAUAUAAAAAAGUCCUUUAGUAACUAAACAGGUACUUCAUCAGUGAAAAGGGCUCCAAUACUGCCAUCGUCAAAAACAAAGACGAACAUAAAACGCAGGAACACACCUAGACAAUUACUUCAUCCUAAGAACACAGAACUUAAGAACACUGUUCGGUAAAAAAAAAAAAAAAAUCGCAUACACAGAAAGAAAUAGACAAACCUGAAAAUGAACAAAAAGGGACCACAUUUACUAACGUUUGUUACCUG
Gadus macrocephalus (Pacific cod) is the source of this 10391-nucleotide messenger RNA. RefSeq names its product supervillin-like. NCBI's taxonomy places the organism in Eukaryota, Metazoa, Chordata, Actinopteri, Gadiformes, Gadidae. The record is from RefSeq and is a predicted model, not a curated record. The transcript has 37 exons. Gene Ontology annotation, biological process: actin polymerization or depolymerization; actin filament severing; barbed-end actin filament capping. Gene Ontology annotation, cellular component: cytoplasm; actin cytoskeleton. The coding region runs from base 335 to 7873 and encodes 2512 amino acids. Gene Ontology annotation, molecular function: actin filament binding; phosphatidylinositol-4,5-bisphosphate binding.